UUGAUUGGUAAACACUGAACCGAAUCGAACUUACAAGACCACAGCCUCAGCCAAUCAUCGAAGUCAAGGGGCAUCUCGAAGACUUGCACCGACUUCCUCGAAAGAAGCCCAACUUAUAAACCCUAAAAAAAAAGUUCUUGUUUAAAAAUCCCCUGAUCGUAAUUGCUACUCUCGUAUUUUCUCAAUCUCUUCCAAUUUUGUUUAAUCUUCAGCUUCACCAACACCUUUACAUCGUCCUUUUUCAGUUUAGCUGUUCGAGAAGAUUGAACUUUGUGCUUCUAAUCCAAUGGCUACAAAUGUGGAUAUGUCUCUUGAUGACAUAAUAAAGAGCAGGAAAAAGAAUGAGAGAGUUAGAGGACAAGGUGGGGCCCUUCGUGGGCGUGGCCGCGGCCGCGGUCGUGGCCGUGGUGUCCCGGGCAGUUCUUUUAAUAAUGGUGGUGGAAGAAUGCUGGGGCCUGUUCGUAGAGGUCCUCUCACAGUGAAAGCUCGACCAUCAUCAUAUACCAUUGCCAAGUCUUUUCGCAGAACCAAGAAUUUUCCCUGGCAACAUGAUUUGUUUGAAGACAGCCUUAGAGCUGCAGGAAUAUCUGGAAUAGAAGUUGGCGCAAAGUUAUAUAUUUCAAACUUGCAUGUUGGAGUAACCAAUGAAGAUAUAAGGGAACUUUUCUCUGAGAUUGGAGAACUGAAGCGAUAUGCCAUUCAUUAUGACAAAAAUGGUCGUCCCAGUGGAUCAGCUGAAGUUGUGUAUACCAGAAGAAGUGAUGCAUUUGCAGCACUUAAGCGGUAUAACAAUGUAUUGCUUGAUGGAAAGCUCAUGAAGAUUGAAAUUGUGGGCCCCAAUGCGGAAGUGCCUAUCUCAGCUCGUGUGAAUGUAAGCGGGGUGAAUGGAAGGCGGAAGAGGACAGUGGUUAUGACGCCAGCAUCAGGUCGACCAGGGCCCUCAGCUGCGAUAAACCGUGGUUCUGGUCAGAACCGUCGUGGAGGUCUUAGGAAUAACCGUGGAGGUGGACGUGGUGGUGGUCGUGGACGCGGUAUUGUCCAGGGGAAGAAGAAGCCUGUUGAUAAGUCAGCUGAUGAACUGGACAAAGAACUGGACAAAUAUCAUGCUGAAGCGAUGCAGACUUAGUUGAUUUUCAAGCAGUGUGAACUGGAAUUAGUAUUAGUCAAUGUUAGCAGGCAGUUGUACAAAAUGAUCUAUACUAUUGGGGUAUUUUCCGAGUCUCUAUUUUCGUUAUGCGUAUGCACGCCUUACUAGUGAUAUACUAGGCUUGUUGCUAAUGGAGCUGUUGGAUUUUUAUGAGAAUUUGGCAUUUGAUCUCA
This is a messenger RNA of Mangifera indica (mango), 1320 nucleotides long. RefSeq names its product THO complex subunit 4D-like. NCBI's taxonomy places the organism in Eukaryota, Viridiplantae, Streptophyta, Magnoliopsida, Sapindales, Anacardiaceae. Gene Ontology annotation, cellular component: nucleus. Bases 287 to 1126 code for a protein of 279 amino acids. The record is from RefSeq and is a predicted model, not a curated record. Gene Ontology annotation, biological process: mRNA export from nucleus. Gene Ontology annotation, molecular function: mRNA binding. The transcript has 7 exons.